AAAUCCACCAAAAUUUCGGACCCACGAGAUUUCUCCAAGUUAACCUUCUCCUCUUUUCGUCAGAGUUUCUCCUCCACCACAAAUUUUCUCAAGAGGAGAUUUUCGUCUGGUGAUCUUCAGGGUGAAGGUGAUGAACAAGAAGAUACCUCAGGAUUACCUGGAAGACCGAACGUAAUUCCAUCAACAACAAGUCAACAAUCAUUACAAUCUAAACAAUAUCAACAGCCCCAACCUCAGCAGCAGCAGCAGCAGCAGCAAAUUCAACAACAACCUUCAACUCAACAAUCAUCAUCAUCAUCUGGAGGAUCAAAUAAUAGUGGAAGAGUGGUUGGACCUCGGCCAGGAGUUACUAAUCAACCUCAGCAAUCUAGUGAUUUAUCAUUAAAUUUCGGGAUGAAGAGCUCUACUACCUCAGCUCCAACCUCACCAGCCAAAAAUGUUUCCUCAUUUCUGUCAAGGGCUACUUCAUUAACAAGCUCGGUUACCUCUAAUGUUGCUGGAGUUGCUGGUCAAAUAAGCUCACGGAUAAAGGAUCCAAGUAAACAGAAGAUUCUUUUAGUGAUUGAUGACCAUCAAACCGAUUGGUCAAAAUAUUUCCGAGGUAAACGACUUUCUGGUGAGUUUGACAUUCGAGUUGAACAGGCUGAUUUUCGUGAGCUCAGUGUUACAACCAAUUCUGAGCAUGGUGCUCUGUGUAGUAUAAUAACUCCUGAAAGGGGUGGAAAUCGUUCAGCAAAAACUUUUCGUCCGGAUUUUCUUUUAGUUCGCCAACACGUCAAAGAUGUAGCAACCGAUUUCAACGAAAUACUUCUUGGACUCAAAUACGGCGGAGUACCAAGUGUUAAUUCACUCCACAGUAUUUACAAUUUCAUUGAUAGACCGUGGGUGUUUUCACAACUCAUUGGAAUUCAAAGAAGAUUAGGUCGAGAAAAUUUCCCUCUCAUAGAGCAAACAUAUUAUCCCAGUUACCGAGAAUUGCUAUCCAAUCCACCACGAUUUCCAUGUGUAAUUAAGAUUGGCCAUGCACACUGUGGUCAGGGCAAAAUGAAAAUCGAGAAUCCAUCAGAGUUUCAAGAUAUAGUUUCAAUAGUGGCUUGUGCUAAAACUUUUGUCACCAGCGAACCUUUCAUAGAUUCUAAAUGUGAUAUACACAUUCAAAAGAUUGGUGGAAAUUACAAAGCAUUCAUGCGAAAAUCCAUAUCAGGCAAUUGGAAAGCUAAUGUUGGAUCAUCAAUGUUGGAACAGUGUCCGGUGACUGAACGUUACAAGAAGUGGAUUGAUGAGGUAUCAGAAAUUUUCAAUGGACUGGACAUUGUUACUGUUGAAGCUGUUUUAGCCAAAGAUGGCCAGGAGUAUAUCUACGAAGUAACUGGUUCCCAAAUGAUUUUGAUGGGUGAAACACAGGAAGAGGAUCGACGAAUCAUAUCAGAACUAGUUACCAGUAAAAUGCAACAUUUCUGCGGGCGACCUGUAAUGACGAAACAAUUGUCCAGAUCAAGCAUAACAACAUCAUCAACAACUGGCUACUCCUCGGAAGAACCAAAUACUGGUGAUCUAUCUCGCUCUCAAUACUCUGGAGCCAACCCUGCAUACGGACAGCGACCACCUAGAGACUCAACCCAAAAUAGCGGAACCGGUGCACCAAGAAGAGGAUCUCAAACUUCAAUAGGCUCGGCUAGUGAUCUUACCGGAAAUCAAGCCAAUAGUGGAUCAACUGGAGCCGGAUCAGCUGCUGGAGUAACAAACCCAACAAGCGAUUCUGGACCUACAUCAAGCCUUGGACAAACAACGCAGCAAAUUAAAGGCCUUUUCCGUCGAGCAUCAAUCUCAACUGAUGAUAGCAAUCAAACUAGUGGAGUUAAAUCAGAGGAUCCAGAUGAUACAAUGAAAAAUUUGCGCAAAACAUUUGCCGGAAUAUUUGGUGACAUGUGAAAGCAUAAUCAUGAAGAAUGUCCUGAAACGUAUCUUAACACAGACAUUUAUUCAGUUUUUUCUUGGCAUCUCAGUUUUUCCUUUCUUCUUACCUUAAAAAUAUUGGUUUUAUCUUCUAAACUUGAGAAUCAUCUAGAGAUUCAUUCUUUUUCUUCAUUCGUUCAUCUCUCUUCCUUUCUUUUCUGAAGGAUUGAACAAAGCAACAGCUGUGUAGCUUGAGUGCAAUAAGCUAGAUAGCGUUAAACUUGAAGUAACCACUUGGGCCGAUUGUGCUUCACUGGUCUUCUUGAAGACGACGUAGCUGUUUGAGUUAGAGUGAUUUUGAAAGAAACAAAUUUGUUAUCAAUUACCGUUAUCGUUGUUCCAAGCGGAAAUUGGAUUGUCACACCAAAGAUUUUACCUGUUCUCACCAAGAACUAAGCCUUGACCUGUUUUGAUAAUUUCAGUGUUAACUUUAUUCUCUUCAACUUCUAUUUUCGUUUGGUUGGUUCAACAAUUUCAAACAAAUUACGGAAUGAAUGAGUAGCUCAUUGCAACAACUUAACUCUUGGCGUAAACAAACUUACACUUCAUGGUUGUGUGUUGAUGUUUACUAAUCAAAGAUAUGAAAAAAUCAAAGGAUUAAUGACAAUAAGCAAAACCAUUUUUCUCAAUCUAAAAUCAUAUUUUCAGUAACUUUGUGUCCUUUAAAGUCCAUUAAUUUAUUAUUAUUUAUCACAUUCCAAUAGUUACUUCAGUACUUUUUGUAACUCCAUUCAUCCCAAUCACUUUUUGUUUUUUAAUUGUUCAAUUUUUAACCUUCAAAGUUCCAGAAUUUUAGGUUGAAAAAUAUUUCCAUUUGUUUCUCAUUUAAUUCAAUCACUUUUCAUGGUCUCUUUCUUUCCACUAUUAAGUUGACAAUCUAAAAUGAGAAUUGAUUGUUUUCACUAGAUGCAAAAUGAUUGCAAAUCAAUCAUUGUCAAUAAUUUGAUUUCUAACGAAAAACAAAACAAUUUAACAGUAAAACAAUGCAAUUAAUGUGAAGUUAAACCUUUGCAAAAGGCAAAUCAUGCUAAUAACAAUAUUAGACUACAUACAUUUUAGACUAUUAAUUUAAUUUCAGAUCAAUCACCUUUGGAAACUUUAAUUAACUGGUGAUUGUGUGUGUUCAAAUUUGAAAUGUUGAUUAACUGCAAUCAGCCAAAUUUUCCCUUUUUUGUCAAAUCAUUUUGUUUUGAUAUGUAAACUCAUCAACUUAAAGUGUUUCACCUCCAUCAAAUAGCUUUACCUUGUUUUGAUUACUCCAUUAGCUAUUAACUAAUAAAUAACAAUUAAAAUUGGUUGCUGGUUGAAAAAGAAGAAGAAACCAUUUAGAGUAAUAUUAAGUAAAGUCACAGUGUAUAUGAAACUAAGAAACUGUGUAAAAUGCUGUUCUCUGGUUAAAACAAAUGCUUAUCUAUGUUCAUGUUUGGUUAUUAUAAUAAAAAUAGUAAUAAAUAUGUUGAAGUGAUUAAAUAUGAAAUUAAUAAUCUAUGAAUACAAAUAAUUGUAUCAAUAAAUGACAACUACAAAAACAUGAUUGAUGUGGUUAACAAAGAGACAAAAAUAUCAAUGAGCAAUAAAAUUAGAUUACUUUCUACUUAA
This is a messenger RNA of Tetranychus urticae (two-spotted spider mite), 3555 nucleotides long. It is a transcript of the gene Syn, whose product is annotated as synapsin. NCBI's taxonomy places the organism in Eukaryota, Metazoa, Arthropoda, Arachnida, Trombidiformes, Tetranychidae. Gene Ontology annotation, biological process: neurotransmitter secretion. Gene Ontology annotation, molecular function: ATP binding. The record is from RefSeq and is a predicted model, not a curated record. Gene Ontology annotation, cellular component: synaptic vesicle membrane; synaptic vesicle.